AUGCAAGUGCCCGUCAAGGACUGUGUCUCCCUGACGGUCUACUCCUUCACGUUCCUGCUGGGCCUCCCCUCCAAUCUGCUGGUGCUCUUUGUGUACGUCCGCAAGGCGCGCAAGCGGGGUGCCACGCCCAACGUGGUAUACGCACUCAACCUCUGCCUGGCUAACCUGGCACUGGUGGCCUGGCUGCCUGUCAAGGCCCUGGAGACUUUCCUCCAGGACUGGGCUCUUCCAUCGCCCCUCUGUCCUGUCUACAGCUUCUUCUUGUUCUCCUCGAUCUACGGCAGCUGCCUCUUCCUCACGGCAGUGACGGUGGGCCGCUACCUCAGCAUCGCUUUUCCCAUCAGCUACAAGCUGUACCGGCGGGGCCGCAUCUCCUGCUUCAUCAGUGCUGCCCUCUGGGCAGUGGUACUGUUGCACCUGAGUCUGGGCCUGGUGGCAGAAGGCGGGGGUGGUUUCGUUUCCACCUCCAGCCAUAAUGUGUCAGUCUGCUUUGAGAACUUCACCCAGGACCAGCUGGACCUGCUGCUGCCAUUGCGCCUGGAGAUGGCGCUCCUCCUCUUCCUAAUGCCUCUGGCCAUUACCGCCUUCUGCACGCUGCGCUGCGUAGCCCUGGUGUGGCGGUCCUGCUUGCCCGUCCUGGGAAAGAGGCGCGUCCUGGCCGUGGCCCUUUCCACACUGGCUGUGUUUGUGGUUUGCUACGUUCCCUACAACGUCUCACACAUCGUGGGCUUUGUGCUGCAGGAGAACGUCCACUGGAGGACUGAGGCCAUGCUGUCCAGUGCCUGUAACGUCUUCCUGGAGCCUGUGGUCAUGCUGAUGCUCUCCCCGGCAACGCCCCGCGGCCUCAUGGGAAGGCUCUGUGGAAGGCCCAGCAGAUACAGCCGGACAGAGGGGCGCCAUUGUAGCAAAACCAUCACACGGGACCCUCUAGCUAAUAUGGGGCAGGAGGACAAUUUCAACUGA
This is a messenger RNA of Oncorhynchus kisutch (coho salmon), 963 nucleotides long. Its product is annotated as free fatty acid receptor 2. The transcript has 2 exons. Bases 1 to 963 code for a protein of 320 amino acids. The record is from RefSeq and is a predicted model, not a curated record. Gene Ontology annotation, biological process: G protein-coupled receptor signaling pathway; positive regulation of cytosolic calcium ion concentration; response to fatty acid. NCBI's taxonomy places the organism in Eukaryota, Metazoa, Chordata, Actinopteri, Salmoniformes, Salmonidae. Gene Ontology annotation, cellular component: plasma membrane. Gene Ontology annotation, molecular function: bioactive lipid receptor activity.